Molecule: messenger RNA, 1278 nt
Organism: Colletotrichum orchidophilum
Lineage: Eukaryota; Fungi; Ascomycota; Sordariomycetes; Glomerellales; Glomerellaceae
Exons: 3
Coding region: 1-1278 (425 amino acids)
Source: RefSeq, a predicted model, not a curated record
AUGAUAUCGACGUUCCCUGUGAAUAGGCAGACCUUUGUUGGUUUGCUCACCUUUCUCUUCUUCCUGUGGACGCUGUCGACCUUUACCCAGACAACAUCGUCGACACCCACGCACGUCACACACGGUCCGUCUGCCAAUCCCGUGGGCCAGCCUCAGUACCCGAAGAGUAAUCCCGCGGUCAAACCCGGUCGCCCGACGCCCGACAAGUCUUCGAAGCCAGGCCACGAUAUUUCACGCCCGGACAAGUCGCCCGAGUACUCCCUCCCGCCAUGGUACGAGGACGACGAAGACGAGGCGGCCAAGAUUGCCUCCCAGACAAAUGCCAAGGGAGCAAAGCAGACGGCGGGCACGGCGUCUAAGCAAGGCGCAAGCAAGGACUCGUCCGCCUCUUCAUCACUCAAGUCGGAUUCGUCGUCGUCGUCGUCGUCGUCGUCGUCGUCGUCCACCUCGAAGGACCGUAGCCGCCCCUUGGUCCUCUACGCCUAUGCCGAGUCCGACGCCGGCCGCGAUAACCUCCAGUUCUUUGUCAAGCAGGGCCUGCACGACGCUGCCGACUUCAUCUUCAUUCUCAACGGGGAGACCAAUGUCAGCAGCAUCAUCCCGGCCAAGGACAACAUCAAGGUCAUUGACCGGAACAACACUUGUUUCGAUCUCGGCGCGUACGGCGAGGUGCUCCGGAAUGACGACCUGUACAAGAAAUACAAGCGGUUCAUCACCAUGAACGCGAGCAUCCGCGGCCCUUUCCUGCCUCACUGGGCGCAGUCAUGCUGGACCGACAUGUACCUGGACCGCCUCACGGACAAAGUAAAGUUGGUCGGCAUGACGGCAAAUUGCUGGCCCAAAUUCCACGUCCAGUCCAUGAUCUGGGCCACCGACGACGUGGGCAUCGACUUGCUCCUCAACCCCCCGCCUGGCUCCUCCGUCAAGGACGACUUCGGCACCGAGGAAGACCCCGUCGGCCUGGCGGGCUGCUACGACGGCUGGAACCAUGCCGUGCACGCCGAGAUUGGCGCUACGCACACAUUCUUGAAGCAAGGCUACAAGGUGGACCUGAUGAUGACGGCGUUCCAGAAGUCCAAGAACUACAUUGAGGAGUGCGACACGUCCCAGAAUGGUGACGUUCUCUGGAACGGCAAGUAUUUUGGCACCAACGUGCACCCGUACGAGACCAUCUUCAUCAAGGCCAAUCGGGACAUUGACCCUACCUUGAUUGGACACUUGACGAACUGGCAUCAAGCCUCGGGCUUUGACAGUUAUGCCGCUUGCAAGUCGGGUUGA